AUGUCCCUCAUUGAAACAUACAAAACCUUCAACUCACAAGAGAAGGAGGUCGUCGAAAUUCUAGCGGGGAUGUUGAAGUCCGCGGCGCCUGCACAGGGCGCUUCAAGCUUGGCAUCUACUGGCAGCCGGGCUGAAGCUCCCAGUUGGACCCCUAUCAACGAACCUGUCAAGAAAGCGAGCAGCAGCUUGAGCCAGCUCGUUCGGGAACCGUCUCCUGAGAGGCUGGUUCCUGAACAGCUGGCAACGGCUAGUGAUCGGGAGCAAAACGACGGCAAAGUCACGGCUCCCGCCGCCCUCGUCAGCACAAACGAAAGAGAGCCGGCUCAGAUCGGCAUUGGCUUGGCCCCCAAGCCUCGGCGGCCGUUGCCAACGAGCAAGCCCAAACAGCAACGGGGUCAAGAGGCCAAUAAAGACAAUCAACAACCGCCAUCACCACCGGCGGUAAAACCAGCAACUGGAUCAAAAGCCGCCCCAGUCGCGGGAAAGAAGGCGCAGGCGAAGACUGCAGCAGCCGCGAACAAUAAGACGCGGACCAACGCUGCCAAACCCGCGGAUAAGAAGCCGCAGACGCAGGCCACCAGUGGCGAAAGGGAGAUAUGCAAAUGCUCCAAAUGCUUGGAAAGCAACCCCGAGGGCAUCGAGCAGUGCGCCAAAACAACGAAGGAGCAUAUUCGGGCCGACAGGGAAAGAAACAAAGGCAUGAGGCCCCCCGAGCCCUGCAAACGUUGUCUCGACAGUAAGAAUGAAGAUGAAUGCUUCUAUAGCGGAGGCAAAGUCUGCUCAAGGUGUAUGAAGUUGAAGGAGAGUUGCACCUUGAAUCCGUCCCCGGGAAAGGGAAGGAAGAGAGAUCAGGAUAAAGUGAAGCGGGAGCAGAAGAAGAAGCAGACUGAGAGCCCUGCCGGGGAUGAGAACACGGACGAGGCGGAGGAGGUCUUGGAGGUUGUGGAGCCCCCGAAGAAGAAGACGCGCACGAGGGCCAGCAAGAAGAGUCCCCCAGCUGCGCAACAGCCGUCUGUUGGCUCUCCUGCCGGAGACGAGGCUGGUGAGCCGCCUGCUGCCGGUGAUCGCGAACGUAGCUCCAGCGAUGACGGUUCUCGGACCAUUGGUGGGAGUCCGUCUUCAAGUGGCGCCACAGUUGGCGAGAGCGGGGAGUCGUCUUCGAGUGAACCAUGCGGUUCUCCCCCCGGAAAAGGCAGAGUUGAGGACUCGCAUGAUUCUUAG
Messenger RNA from Colletotrichum scovillei, 1221 nucleotides. RefSeq lists its product as uncharacterized. The coding region runs from base 1 to 1221 and encodes 406 amino acids. The transcript is spliced from 2 exons. Lineage: Eukaryota; Fungi; Ascomycota; Sordariomycetes; Glomerellales; Glomerellaceae. The record is from RefSeq and is a predicted model, not a curated record.